GAGGCUCCCGUCAACAUCGCCGGACAAGUGCGGCUCAACUUGUGCUCCCACUGCGCUGCACUGAUUUCAAUAUAUUUAUUUAUUCCAUCGCGCCUUGUUCCUGUCGUGACAGCACGUACACACGCAGUUAUGCGGCAUCACGAACCUCCUCGGCGGUCCACCGAGUCCGAACCGGCGUUCGAUGUUAUAAGCUCCUAAAGACCGUUAAAACAAGAAAGAAGAUGCAUUCUGUUGCUGGGGAAUAGAAGACACGGUCUUGUAGAGAUGUUGAUUGAGAUGCCAUCACUAUCCUGUGGACAGAAGAGCCCGAAGUGAUGGAGGACACGGAGGAAAGCCAUGCAGAUGAGCGGGCCCCCACACCUCCAGAGCGGGGGCUGCUCCACAUCUGGCAGUCGGCGGGCCCCAGUGCGCAGCUCUGUCCAGAUCGAGUGCUGCUGUCCAGGCCCGUCCUUCAGGCGAGCCUGGGAGAACACCAUGGCCUCCUGCUGACACAGGGUGGCCAGGUCUAUUCCUUCGGAGAGCUGUUGUGGAGGGACUUGAGCGUCCCGGUGUCCGCACCGCUGCUGGAGAUCUCUCUGUUGGGGAGGACGGUGGUCCGCGUGGCCGCCGGCGGCUUCCACUGCGGAGCGCUGAGCGAGCAGGGCAACGUCUUCAUGUGGGGGGAGAACACUGCGGGACAGUGCGGGCUGAGCGAGAGGGGCACGGACACGAGCAUCACGGUUUCAGAGCCGUGCCCGGUCAGCGUGGUGGACAGCGACGUGGUCCCUCCAGCAGCGGUUCAGGUUGUGGAUCUGGCGCUCGGGCGGGAGCACAGCCUGGCCCUGUCGGCCCGGAACGAGCUGUGGGCCUGGGGAAGCGGCUGCCAACUUGGCCUGGUCACAAACACCUUUCCCGUGUGGAGACCACAGAAGGUGGAGCACUUGGCAGGAAGACACGUAGUUCAGGUGGCUUGUGGUGCCUACCACAGCCUGGCCCUGGUUCGCAGCUUACAUCAACAGAAACCCCAGAAUGCAUCUGAGAAGACGCAGCGGGGGCAGUCGCCUCACUGUGCAGUGACGGAGGGGGAGGAGCCCUUUGCAGCGGAUGCAGGUCACUACUGUCCGCUGGGGGUGGAGCUGACUGAGGUCAUGACCCACGAGACGUCUCCGGGGAGAAGAGACCCCAGACGGAGGCUCCAACCCGGGGAAAGGACGACUCCUCCAGUUGGGAACACCCCCCCCCUCCAAGAAACGGAGGGCCGCCCCAGGGCUCACCCAAUGACGGGCUGGAGAACCAACAAGAAACCCGCUUUCCCCGACGAAGCCGAGCUCCAGAACCUCCUCCAGAAACUGUCCAGUCACUCUUUGGAGAUGCGCCACAGCGCCGGGCCGGGAGACACCGACUCCAUGAGCAGUUACACUUCAGAGGACAGCUGUGUGUCCUCAACUCCUUCCACGGAUCUGUUGACUUCCAGUUACAAAGAAGAUUCACCAGUUAAGAGUCAAAGCAACAACGGAGUAGCCGCGCCGUACUCCUCCUCUGUUCCCGUGUGUUUGGAAGAAGUUCGACUUUGUCUGGCGGCGGAGAAGAGGGCACUGAGGGGCCCAAAGAGCACCAGUCUCACAAAUAUAAACCAGAAGGGGAAAGCGGCAGCGAACAGGAGACGCUCUCUGCCAGGAACACCCACCCAGGGGUCUCCACGGCAACGGCGGUGCAGUGCCGGCAGGCCGUCCUCCUCAUGUCGGAGCCGGUCCGCGGCACCGGAGGAGGCUGGGGGUGGGCUGCCGUCUCUGGAGACAGAAGUGUGGAGCUGGGGCCGCGGGUCUGAGGGACAACUGGGACAUGGAGAUCAGCUGGCCAGACUCCAGCCUCUGUGCAUCAAGUGUUUGACUGGCGAGGAGGUGAUCAAAGUAGCCGCAGGGUCGCACCAUUCACUGGCUCUCACAGCCCACUGCCAGGUGUACUCGUGGGGCAGCAACAUGUGCGGACAGCUCGGCCAUGUCAACAGUCCUGUGACUGUACCUCGGCAGACAGAGCUGUCCGACGGUCUUCGGGUUUGGGACGUGUCAGCCGGUCAGAGUCACUCCCUCCUCCUGGCCGACGGAGACUGCGUCCAGCCCGUCCUGUUGUACUGCGGCCCGCGCAAAGAGCCGAGCUGCACGCAGACGGAGAGGUCACGCAACACUCAAAGGUCGCCGAACAGAGCAGAGAGUUACGCAGUCCGACCCGACCUGCUGCCCUUCUGCGUGGAGAUGGGUUACAUCAGCGGCGUCUGCAGCGGCGGUCAGAGCUGCGCGGCGCUGGCAGACGUGAACGUGAUGGGCUUUAUCGGCGCCAUCCACGAGCUGGCCUCCCGAGAGCGACGCUUCUACUGCUGGUUGAGCAGCGUCAAGCGGCUCGUCCUCACGCCGCUACGCAGCAGAGAAAGCGCGUCGCCGUCGUUGGGGGAGCCGUGCACUCACCUCUUCUUCUCUCUCUGUGAGAGUUUUGUUCGUCUGAGCCUUCUGAUUGGUCAACACUCCACGGCGCUCAGCUACUUCCUGCAUGAUGUGCAGGGUUGUGACAUCGCCUCCCUUCCCCUGCUGACGCACUCUGAGCACUUUCUGGACGUUUAUAACGAGUAUUGUUCUUCAGUAGGAGACUUCCAGGUGAUGGGUGGGUUCCGACCACUCCAUAAACUCUCCCUCGAGUGUUUAGGCUCCCAGCAGGCCGUGCUCGCUCAGCUGUGUGAACCAGACCAGUCCGCCGGUGGUAAAGCUGAUCUGGUUUCCUUGUUGUACUGGCCUCUGCAGCAGCUGCACCAGUACAGCCGAAUGCUGCUCAAACUGGCCGCCUGUUACAAUGUGGUGACUACAGAGUAUCAGUCCCUCGAUCAGGGCGGUAGUCGGUACGACUCCCAGUCCUCGUCCCUCUUGAGGAGGAAGAAGGAGGCCGAGACCACCUCCCUCUUCUGGAGUUCCCACUCCGGGAAAACCACCGAGGUCCUGCGUCUCCCGCAGCGUCGCGUGGUGUGUGAAAGCGGCAACAGAUCUCUGACUCUGCAGAACGCCGGGCGCUUCUCCAACCACUGGUUUAUACUGUUCAACGACACACUGGUGCACACACAGUUCUCCACACAUCACAUCUACCCGCUGGCCUCUCUGUGGGUGAAGCCGGUGACUGAAGACGGCAGCGGACUCUACGCCAUCAAAAUAACGUGUCCAGAGGAGAGUUUCACCCUGGUGGCCUCGACGCCGCAGGAGAAGAACAAGUGGCUUCGGUCUCUCAACCAGGCAGUGGAUCAUGUGCUGGGCGGCGCAGGUCAGGGGUCGUCGCCGGGUUUGGCUGCCAUGUCCCGCACGGCCUCACACACGUUCUGUGGAGAAGGCCGGUUUAAAGACGCCCAUUACACCGGCGCCUGGGUGGCCGGGCGGAUCCACGGCAGAGGCACCAUGAAGUGGCCCGAUGGACGGACCUACAGCGGGAACUUUAAGAGUGGACAGGAGGACGGAUACGGGGAGUGUCUAAUUCCUGACAAAGUGCUGAACAAGCCGGACGGCUACCAAGGACACUGGAGAGACGGCAAGAUCCAUGGUUUCGGCAAGUACAAGUAUGCCAGUGGCGAGGUGUACGAGGGCUGCUUCUGCGACGGCCACAGGCACGGCUACGGCAUGCUGAGCUCCGGCCGGAUGGCCAAAAGGUCUUCCAGCGUUUUCAUUGGCCAGUGGGUCCACGACAAGAAGACGGGAUACGGCGUCCACGAUGACAUCACCAGGGGAGAGAAGUACAUGGGGCUGUGGCUGGACGAGCAGCGCCACGGCAACGCUACCGUUGUCACCCAGUGCGGUUUGUACUACGAAGGGAAUUUCAGAGACAACAAGAUGUGUGGACCAGGUCUGCUGGUGUCCGAUGACGACACAGCUUUGCAUGGGGAGUUUUCUGAGGACUGGAUGGUCAACGGGAAGGGUGUUUUAUCGCUGGCUAACGGGGAUAGCCUGGAGGGCAUGUUCAGCGGGGAGUGGACCACGGGGCUGAAGGUCGUUGGAACGUACUUCAAACCGUCCGCAGGCGAACCUGAACACAAAGAGAGAAGCGGCCUCCUCCGGCUGGGUCAGUACGCGGUGCCGGCGGCUCAGAGGUGGCUCUGCGUGUUCGACGAAUGUUGGAGUCGACUGGGCUGCGAUUCUGCUGGCAGAGGAGAGAGGACUGCAGCCUGGGACAGCAUCGCGGUCACCAUAGCGACUGCACGGCGACAAAGCCCCAAUCUCAGUAGGUCUCAGAGUAAAGUGCUGGAGUGUUUGGAGUGCAUUCCUCAGCACGGAGAACCGGUGACCACGGCAAACUACGACAACAUACGGAGAUACCUCAUUAAGGCAUGUGAGACCCCUCACCACCCUCUGGGCUGGCUGGUGGAGACGCUGGUGACGGCCUACAGGAUGACCUACGUCGGCGUGGGAUCCAACCGCCGGCUGCUCAGGCUGGCCGUGCAGGAGGUCCUGGCCUACCUCACCCAUUUCUACAGGAUCGUCAGGUUUCUGUUUCCGGGGCUGCCGGAUGAUGGCGGCAUCAUCCCAGACCCGCCUACCUCCACACCUGAGAGCAAGCAGAAGCCCGACAUGUCAGAUCAAAGCGGCGUUGUGGUGCUGAGCUUCUCCUCCUUGCUCCUCCCUCAGCUGCUCCCUCGACUCUACCCGCCUCUCUUCACCCUGUACUGCCUGCAGGAGGAGCAGGAGGACGCCCGGUACUGGGAGCGCAUGCUGCGGCUCAACAAACAGCCCGACCGGCCGCUGCUCCGCUUCCUGGGAGUGCAGGAGAAGUUCUGGCCAGUGUGGACGUCAAUUCUAGGGGAGAAAAAGCAGAUUGUGUCCAGCAGUAAAGAUGCCUGCUUUGUUUCUGCUGUAGAGACACUCCAACAAAUCAGCACGGCCUUCACUCCGUCAGACAAACUCCUCGUCAUCCAGAAGACGUUUGAGGAAUUGACCCAGGAAGUAAAACUGAUGCUGGAUGACAGCUUCCUGUGGUGCAUGGAUGACCUGCUCCCUCUCUUCAUAUACGUGGUGCUCAGAGCGAGGAUCAGGAACCUGGGAGCCGAGGUCAGUCUGAUCGAAGAUCUGAUGGAUCCCAACAUUCAGCACGGAGAGAUGGGCCUGAUGUUCACAACACUGCAGGCCUGUUACAUGCAGAUCCUCCAGGAGUCAGCGACGUAGGAGCAGAGAA
This is a messenger RNA of Gasterosteus aculeatus aculeatus (three-spined stickleback), 5175 nucleotides long. NCBI's taxonomy places the organism in Eukaryota, Metazoa, Chordata, Actinopteri, Perciformes, Gasterosteidae. The record is from RefSeq and is a predicted model, not a curated record.